Messenger RNA from Hippocampus zosterae (dwarf seahorse), 1748 nucleotides. Its product is annotated as leukocyte surface antigen CD53-like. The coding region runs from base 663 to 1361 and encodes 232 amino acids. NCBI's taxonomy places the organism in Eukaryota, Metazoa, Chordata, Actinopteri, Syngnathiformes, Syngnathidae. Gene Ontology annotation, cellular component: membrane. The transcript has 7 exons. The record is from RefSeq and is a predicted model, not a curated record.
UUCAAAUGUUUUGUUUUGUUUUUUUUUAAUGUUGAAUGUGUUGUAAAUAACAGGUGCUUUGUGUUACGCUAAAGAUAUAAAGAAAAUGCUGCAGGAUAACAAAAAAUACAUUGUUGAUAUUGAAAGAGUAAAUUUACAAUUUCUUGUCAACUGGUUUUAGUGUGCCACUUAGACACAAUAAUGUUAAUACAGUAUUAGCUAGAGACAAAAAUAUUUUAAACAAUAGAAUAUGAUGUAAACAGUUGACAAGAAAAUACUGUAAGCAUUUUUUUUUUACUGUUAGCGUUUAAUAUGUGCAGCUUUUGCUUGAACUUGGACAGUGAAUUAUGUUUUCGAUGCAAUACUUGCGUACAUUAUUUAGAAAACUGGAAAUAAGUACAUUAGGUUUGCUCACAAUUAUUGACAUUUCAGGAGACUCGGAACAUUAUGAAGGAAGUUGAAACAAAGUUGAGUGGGGAAACUCAAGCAACCAUGUGCAACUGGGGCCUGAAUAGGUCACAAGUGCUCAUUGUGUUUAUGGCUCAAUGUCACCAUAUCAAACACUAUUGUGGUGUAAACACACUGGCACCAAAGAGAGCAGUCUCUCUAUUUUUCUGUCAAACACAUCUCUGCUGCUCCCAGGACGCUAAUCUGAAGUGCUUGCGAUCUCGUAGAAUUAAGGGAUGGAUCGCUCCUGUGUAAAUCGUUUAAAAAACCUGAUGAUAUUUCUCAACUUCCUGUGCUGGCUAUGUGGAGCGUUUGUGGUUGCCUUUGGGAUAUUUCAGGCCAUACACUCCAAGUUUGCAUCUCUAGUCACCACUUUCUGGCCCAUCUACCCCGCCAACACCCUGGUGGUCACCGGUACGAUUGUUACCUGUGUGUGUUAUCUGGGUGUGCUUGGAGCUAUGAAGGAGAAUCGCUGCCUUCUCAUCAGCUUUUUCAUCCUGCUGUUCAUCCUGAUGCUGAUAGAGCUGGCCAUGGCUUGUGUAUUCCUGGUUUACAGCAGAGUGAUCGACACAUACUUUGAAAAAGACCUGACACAAAGUUUGGCGGUCUACAGGCAGUCCGGUCCUGGAGAGAACCAGACCAUUAAAGAGGAUUUUGAUGCCGUCCAGCACUUGUUUAGGUGUUGUGGAGUUCACGGUGAGGCAGACUGGAUGGGUAGAGUUCCCAUCUCCUGUUGUGUCCGGGAUCCCUGCACCUCCCCCAUCAAGACCUACUGGCAAGAGGGCUGUCUCAUGAAACUGAGGGACUGGUUUGCAAGCAACUAUCGGAGCACCGGAGCGGGCGUUGUCACGCUGUUUAUCAUCCAGUUCUCUUGUCUGUGUUUUAACAUCCCGCUGUUUUGUCACUUUGCUCGAAACGGGCUGGGCUACCUGUGAAAAGGAUGCAGUGCCAAAGUCACAGUGACCUCCAUCUUUGCAACUUAUCAGUAUUGAACGGAUUUGUUUUUUCAAGGAGUAAUUGUAGCUGUUCAAGCUUGGUGUGCACUAGUUCUCUCAUACAUUUUAUUCGCAUACAUGCCAUUAUUAAUAUACAUUUCAAAGUAAUUACUCUUUGUAUAUUUUUAUUCAAUUGUAUGUUGUAUUGAUUAACUUUCCCCAAUAUAGAAGUUGAAUGCUGAUGCUGUUUCUAUGUCCUGGUACUACUUUUAUCUCCAUGUAUAUUCACACACUGAAAACAAAACAAUUUUGAUCAAUUCAAUGCACCCAAUUGUAUUAUUCUGUGUUUUAUCCUAUUGAUUGUAAAUAAAAUAAUAAUAAAUCGCU